CAUUAUUAUUUCUAUCGCUACAAAGCAGCAAAAAUAAAAAUUAAAGGAAACAACAAUAUAAUCUGAAAAACCGACUACAGAACCCUCAGCUCGUCGAUCUGUCAGUUCCUGAAAGCCACAAUCAACCGGGACAGGACACUUAACUGCAGCAGAUGUGAACGCUUGCGCUUCCAAAGCGCCAACCACAAAACGCACAACAGCAACUCGUUCAACUACUCCCAAAACAGACCCACCCACAAAACAGCCCAAGGAUGAAUGCACUGCGUCAGUUCUACAUGGAUAUACCCAUAGUCACCCGGGCCUAUACCACAGUCUGCGUGCUCACAACGCUUGCGGUGCACUUGGAUCUGGUGUCGCCGCUGCAGCUGUACUUUAAUCCCACAUUGAUAGUGCGAAAAUUUCAAAUUUGGCGUCUGGCCACCACAUUCCUAUACUUCGGCACCAUUGGCAUUAGUUUCUUUUUUAAUAUGGUAUUCACAUAUCGCUACUGCCGCAUGCUGGAGGAUGGCUCAUUCCGCGGUCGCAGCUCCGAUUUUGUGAUGAUGUUCGUAUUUGGCGGCGUGCUAAUGACCUUCUUUGGCAUCUUUGUCAACCUGUUGUUCCUCGGCCAGGCAUUUACGUUAAUGCUGGUCUAUGUGUGGUCCAGGCGAAAUCCUAUGGUGCCCAUGAACUUUUUCGGCGUGCUAAACUUUCAGGCGCCAUAUCUGCCGUGGGUGCUGCUAUGCUGUUCUAUGAUUUUGGGCAACACCGUUUGGGUGGACAUCAUUGGCAUGGGCGUUGGCCACAUCUACUAUGUGUUGGAAGAUGUUUAUCCGCAGCUGUCCAACGGCUUCCGACUGAUCAAGACGCCAUAUUUUCUUAAGAGGAUUUUCAACGAGCACAUCGAACGCAAUUUUCAAGCACCCGCAGAGGAUCGUCCCGGAGGCUUUAUGUGGGGUGGCGAGGGACAGCCGCUAGAACCAGAGCCAGAGCACAAUCAAGCCCAGGAUGCAGGGGAGCAACCGCCAGCGGCAGCUCAAUAACAAACACAAUUAUGUGUACCAAGUUGUUGAUACAUUUUUUAUUAUGCGCCCUAACAAAGACACGGAAUUUGAAAGAGACGACGAAAAUGUUAAGUUAAGACUCCUCCGCCACCUUUCACUUGGUGCUUGGUAAGAUAAGGUACAUAUUGAACAAAAUAUAGCGAGAAAAAGGGGAGAGCUCAGCCAUUCAACGGAGCGAUGUGGCGUGCAAUAGUUAGCCAAAGUUAAUUCAA
Drosophila virilis is the source of this 1255-nucleotide messenger RNA. It is a transcript of the gene Der-2, whose product is annotated as Derlin 2. Gene Ontology annotation, cellular component: endoplasmic reticulum membrane; Hrd1p ubiquitin ligase ERAD-L complex. NCBI's taxonomy places the organism in Eukaryota, Metazoa, Arthropoda, Insecta, Diptera, Drosophilidae. Gene Ontology annotation, biological process: endoplasmic reticulum unfolded protein response. Gene Ontology annotation, molecular function: misfolded protein binding; ubiquitin-specific protease binding. The record is from RefSeq and is a predicted model, not a curated record.